Messenger RNA from Fusarium graminearum PH-1, 496 nucleotides. RefSeq lists its product as uncharacterized. The transcript is spliced from 2 exons. NCBI's taxonomy places the organism in Eukaryota, Fungi, Ascomycota, Sordariomycetes, Hypocreales, Nectriaceae. Bases 12 to 275 code for a protein of 87 amino acids. The record is from RefSeq and is a predicted model, not a curated record.
GCCUACCUAGAAUGGACAUGACAUUGCAGUUGCCUCUGAAUCAAUGUACAAGUUUCCAUACCUACCUUCGACAUUUCGCCGUCCUAUUGUUUUUCACCAAGACUAUAUACGAGAAUAUGGCGAGUCCAUAUGUUUCUGCUCCGCUGGGAGCAUCUGAGUGGAAGUUCUGGGACGACACUGUCCCGACGAUUUGGCCGUCCGAUUCGACUCCCCCGGGGCCCAUCCCCGAACCCGCUGCUCCUGUUGAGAAGAAGGAUAUUGUAUCUGCCGUCUAAACUUCAUUCAUGGAGAUUCACUUUAUGCAUACCUGGUUUUCCGCAUAUGUGCAACCAUGAUUGGCUGUUGAGUCACAGUUUCACGCAAAUCACGGUCGUCAGAAGGGUGGCACAGCAUAUGCGGCAAGAUGCAGGUUUUCCAACACUAUCAUAUCCUGAUCAGGCAACUUCACUUUAGGUCAUUAUCACUUUCUCUCUACAAUGCACGAUAUUGAGUUUCA